AUGCAGAAUCCGUUAACAGUUUCUGCAGGUGGUGUUUUUUUGCAUGCUAAUCCUGCAGAGAAACAUUGUGUCCAACACAGUAUGCUGGGUCAGCAAAAGCAAGAAACUUGUGCUGGAAAGACAGUAUCCACAGAUAAACAGAAAUCCCCUUCGGAUAUAAUACAAAGUUUUCAGAAGAAAAGUCAGUUUAGGACCAUUGCUCCAAAAAUGGUGCCAAAAAAUUUAACAUCUGGAGUGGUUUCUUGCCUUCAGUCAUCUUUGCCUGAGCCAAUGACACCAGUUUCAGGUUCUAAGCCCCUGGUGGUGCCAGCUCAGAACUAUGCUGUCAUGCAGGUGGCUGCUCACAAGGGCGCAUUUUCCCUGUUGGCUGUGCCAUGUGUUGCUCCUGCCCUAACACAGCAAGUUCAGCAGUCGACUGUAGCCCCCUCUGAAAACCUAAAGCUGCCCAUCCCCAGGUACCAAUCUGUAAGAAAUAAAUUGCUGAGUGACAAAAAACCAGCACAAAUCUCUGGUUUGAUUGCAUGUUACAAGAUUCCUACCAAAGCACUGAUCUCAUCACAGACUUCCCCCAUGACUGCUCUACCUGAAGACUGUCCUGAAGCUCAUUCUAGUUCAGGUUCAGCUGAGCAAGGCAUGAUAACAGACUGUGACUCAGCUGAAAUUGAAAUUGUCACAUUAGUAAACAAAAGCAAUUGUGUGAAAUCUGGAUCUCUUUUAAUGAACAAAACUGAAAUUGCUAGCGAUAAUAUUUCUGGACCAUCUGUAGUUGAAGACUCUCUAUCCAAGCCAGCAAGUACAACUAGUCCCGUGAAACUAAGUCUACGCUCUGUGAAGACAGCAUCAGAAACCACAAGAGAGUCACUCCUGACAUCUGAGAAACUAAAGGAAAAACCCACUAAUUCUGCAAAUGCUGUUGCUGUCUUGUCACCAGCAGUUUUUGGCAGUACAAUUCAGAUAACUCCAUCAGCACCAAAAGGAAAACUACCUAUUUUGCCUUACUCGAGAAUGAAAAAUACAGUGUUCUGUGAAUCUAAGCAGAAUGCUAAUGCUAUGGACAUACCUGGUCAUUCACUAAAAAUGGAAUGUGAAAAGAUACCGUCUUUAAUGAAAACCAAAGCCUUUGAUAAGCAGUUGGGUGUAUCAUUUACGCAAGUCCCCAAACAAACCAUCCGAGAAAAUACCUUCUCUCCAUCCAGCAAAGUGGAUGAUGUCGACAGUCUUAAAAAAUUGAACAGUGCAACCUCUAAAAGAAGAGGCAGGAAGAAAAGAGCUCCAGAAGAUUUAGUGGCUUUUCAGGCCAAGCGAAGGAAAUGCAUCAUUAGUAAGUUUAGAGAAGGAAGAGAGAGGGCAAAGGUUGAUAUUCAGACACCUGAAGACAAUAAAGCAGAAGCAGUGAAAAAGUACCGCAGUAUCAGACCUAAACCAGUGGUAGUUAUGCAGGCGUUUGCACCGCUGACUCCUGCAUCAGUCGUAGAGACACCAUCUCAUGAGCAAGACUUAUUUUUGAAUGGUUCACUCCCCAAUAAAUGUUUAAGUUCCAAGCACAGUGAUGUUACAUCAGCUAAAUCAAGUGGUCUAAGUAGAAAUACGUGUUCAGCUGUCCCUAAGCCGCUGCACAGAUGUCAUGUUUGUAACCACACGUUCCAGUUCAAGCACCAUCUCCAGGACCACAUGAACAUGCACACGAGCAGGCGGCCCUACAGCUGCAGGAUCUGCAGGAAGGCAUACAUCCACUCUGGGAGCCUCAGCACCCAUAUGAAGCUUCAUCACAGCGAAGGCAAACCCAAAAAGCUGGUGUGCUGUGAAUUUUGUGCUAAAGUUUUCGGCCAUGCUAAAGUGUACUUUGGCCACCUCAGAGAAGUCCACAGGGUUGUUAUCAGCACAGAGCCUUCCAUUAGUGAGCAACAGAUGCAAGAUACUUUAAAGAGAGACAGGAAUAUAAAAGAGGAAGAAGAAGCUACAGAGAGGGGAAAUAAGUGCAAUUUUGAGGACCUAUUCCAUAACCCGGGAGGAGUGAAAUUACAGGUCAAAUGUGGUCGAUGCCAGUUUAUUGCAGAGUCUUUUGGUGAAAUUAAGUUUCACUUACUGUGUUGUCAUGGAGAAGAGAUUCAGGGAAGAGUGACGGAAGGGGAUUUGCAAGGAAGCAGAGGAACAAAGGGGGAACUGGUCAUGCAUAAAACCCACGUAUGGAAACAGCACAGUGAGAGAAGACGUUUGGCAAAGUGCAGUGCUCGUCAGGAGGAGCUGUGUACUGUUCCAAAACCAAAGAGACAGAUAAACUUUCACCAUCAAAAUAAUGUCUAUAUUUUACCUAAAAGUGUACCAACUCAGUCAGGAGGUACUGAAGCCUCCAAGGAGAUGCAAAAUGUGGGGUUUCGUACACCAAGGAAAAAAAUAGAAUUUUUGUCUAAGGCAGGCUAUAACUGCAUUUUAUGCAAACAGUUAUUUGGAAGAAAAGAGGAUCUUUGUAAUCAUUGGCAGAGUCAUCAUAAUUGUGAAGACCCUUCUACUUUAUGGACAGUUUUUACUUUGGUAUCGAAAUGA
Cinclus cinclus is the source of this 2544-nucleotide messenger RNA. RefSeq names its product zinc finger protein 438 (gene ZNF438). Gene Ontology annotation, biological process: regulation of transcription by RNA polymerase II. The record is from RefSeq and is a predicted model, not a curated record. Gene Ontology annotation, molecular function: DNA-binding transcription factor activity, RNA polymerase II-specific; sequence-specific DNA binding. The transcript has 4 exons. Gene Ontology annotation, cellular component: nucleus. The coding region runs from base 1 to 2544 and encodes 847 amino acids. Lineage: Eukaryota; Metazoa; Chordata; Aves; Passeriformes; Cinclidae.